Molecule: messenger RNA, 1764 nt
Organism: Electrophorus electricus (electric eel)
Lineage: Eukaryota; Metazoa; Chordata; Actinopteri; Gymnotiformes; Gymnotidae
Source: RefSeq, a predicted model, not a curated record
GCGAGCUGUCAUACGGGGGAGCGAGGCUGGGACUGCGGAGCAUCGCGCGAUGUAUUGUCUGACGUGAAGAACGGGUGCGUUUUGUACUUGAAACGCUUUGACUCCGAGGCAUUCCGAUGGUGUGACGGUCCCGUUUGAAGGUAUUUAAUAUACCUUUCAUUGCUAUAUUACAGAACGGUAUCAUUUUUGUCACCGACCGGAUAAAGUUCUUGGCAACAAGUGGAAUUUUGGCGUGGAAAGUGCGAUCCAGCUGUCCUAGCUAUGGAGGAGCAAAAGGAUCAAAAUAGUCGUGAUUCGACUGAAGGAGACAGCGUCUCGCUUUCUCCUAACGUACCGUCCCCUCCGAUUUUACCUCACCAGGCAGCGCCGCAAGUCCACAGAACCACGAACUUUUUUAUCGAUAAUAUUCUGCGGCCGGACUUCGGCUGUAAAAAAGAUCCUGGGAAUAGAGAGCGUGCCCAGACCUCGGGCCGAGAGAACGUUAACCCUUUGAUAAUAAGGCCCUCUCACACAAGCAGCCUUUGCCAGGAUUCCAACUGCAGUAGUGACAGCACUUCUUCUUCGUCUUCGUCGUCGUCGCCGUCGUCUAAGACGACUUCUGCAAAACUAGUCGAGGGAAAUGGAACUACUACGUCGAAGUACGGGGAAAACACGUCUAUAAUGGUGGUGAACGCUAACGGAGGGACGCCGCCAAGUAAAGAAUCGACGCAGCCUUUACUAUGGCCUGCGUGGGUAUACUGCACCAGAUAUUCUGACAGACCCUCAUCUGUUUCCACACCAGGCCCAAGGACACGAAAAUUGAAAAAGAAGAAAGGCGACAAAGAAGACAAGCGACCGAGAACCGCUUUUACGGCUGAACAGCUGCAAAGACUUAAAGCCGAGUUUCAGGCGAAUCGGUACAUUACGGAGCAAAGGCGGCAAUCACUGGCCCAAGAACUCAACCUCAAUGAGUCUCAAAUAAAAAUCUGGUUCCAGAAUAAGAGGGCAAAAAUCAAAAAGGCCAGCGGCUACAAGAAUGGUCUCGCGCUCCAGCUCAUGGCCCAGGGACUCUACAACCAUUCCACGACCACAAUUCAAGACGACAAGGAUGACAGCGAAUAAUAACUGCCUCAUCUCUUCACAAGAAAAGCGACAGACGCUGACCCAAAGCGACUUUUUUCAUAUCUUUUGUGAAACAAAUGUAUGGAGAAGAGGAGAAUUCUCGAUUCGAAGACUCCCUAUUUAAACAAAUCUAUCCUAGGCUACACUAUAUGGACACACAUCUAAAUACGAACACUAUGAAGAUUUAUAUAUAGCCAAAACUGUAAGAUGUAUAUAUUUAAAUUCAGGUAGGGGGGUACCUGUACUUCUCCUUACUUGCUGGACAUUUUUAUCGUUUCUCUCCUUUCCCGAUGUUGUUGCUCUCCGUCCCCGAAGGCCCAGUUGUCAGAUUCCUUAGCGUUUUGUGAUAACCCUUUCUCUAAAGUCCCCUGUCUCACAAUUCUAAACACGCGUGACUGAACCGACGCUUCAAGCCAAAGAUUUUAAUAUGUUUAGAGAUUAUGUUGUCUGAAAUAAAAAAAAGGUAGAACGCGCCAUUGUUUUUUUUUCCCUUUCACAUCAUGUUAGCCUAGUAGCUUAGCUGAAGUAUAUCGAAUCUUUUGGCUAAAUUGUAACAACCCCUUUCAGAUACCAUCAAGUCUAAAUUUUAUGUCUAAAAUUUCUUAAGUGUAAAAUGUAACAUUUAAGAUCUAAAUGUUACACUCUAGUCGUUUUCUUUUCAGU